AGCACUUUGCUGAAUGAAGUCCUCCCCUCCUCGUUAUGCCCCUGGUAGUCAGUCCUCUGUGCUGUUUUCAGACGAGCUCCUCAAGUUUUAAGUGUUUUAUCUUCAUGUAAAGCAAACAGAGGGUCAGUGUGAUCAGGUAGAUCAUAAAUGUCUUUCCCAGUCCCUCCCUCUUGACCCUCUAACUGAGAGUCAGGAAACAGCAGAAAACUCCUGAAGCUCCAGCUGAAGCGUUUUAUUGACAACAUCCCCCAGAAUGCAAAGUCUCCACUAUGUUCAAUGUGUGAGGAGACUGUGGGGUCCAGCAGGAGCGUCCCAGCUUCUUAAAGUCACCAACAUGCACAGAUCUGUCCGCCAACUGCAACACACAAAGAUAAUGGAGGACAACAAGCCAUGGGCUCUGCUGUCAAACAAGAUUGAAGAAGUUUUCACUGGCGUCCCUGACAUCAUAAAACAACACUUCCAGAUCAUCAGACAACAGGACUUCCUUCAAAACCCUCAGCUGCACGGCCCUAAAAUCCAGGCCGUGUUUGUGUGGGAUGCUCUACCUGUAACCGAGCCUUCGCUGCUCAGUUUGCUGCCCUCGCUGAAGGUGGUUGCCAACGGAGGAGUGGGCAUCGACCACCUGGAUGUGCCGUACAUCUCCAGUCUGGGAGUGAAGGUGACCAACACGCCCGGGGUGGUGAGCAAUGCCACUGCAGAUAUGGCAAUGGGUCUGCUUUUGGCAUCGGCUCGCAAGAUCCUAGAAGGUCAUCAAAUAGCUGUUGACCCCAGCACCACCGAGACAACAAAAGUCCUGAUGGGAACUGAAGUCACAGGGGCGACCAUGGGGAUUAUUGGAAUGGGACACAUCGGCCUCAGAAUCGCUCAAAGAGCCAAAGGAUUUGACAUGAAGAUCCUGUAUCACAACAGGAACAGGAGGAGUGUUGAAGAGGAGCAGGCAGUUGGUGCGAGUUACCGUGACAACAUCGAUGACCUGCUGAAAGAGUCUGACUUUGUCGUGCUGGCGGUCAACCUGACCCCUGAGAGCACCGGCCUGAUCAGCCACAGAGAGCUGGCCCUCAUGAAACCCACAGCAACGCUGGUCAACAUCAGCAGAGGUCUGGUUGUGGACCAGGAUGCUCUAGUGGAAGCUCUGCAGACUGGAAAGAUCCAAGCGGCGGCUUUAGACGUGACCUACCCUGAACCGUUACCAAGGGAUCACCCUCUACUCAGGCUUCCUAACGUGCUGAUCACGCCCCACGUCGGCACCAACACUUUGGCUACAAGCAGAGGGAUUGUGGAGAGGAUGGUGGAAAAUGCUGUGGCUGCAGUGAAUGGCCAGUCUAUUCCCAAUGAAGUCAAACCAAAAUGACUCCACUGAUGACACAUCACCUGUCUGUAUAUAAAAAUGAAGCACAUCAACAUUUUGCUUAUUGAUCUGCAAUAAUUACUGCAAUAAAAAUUAAAAAAUGUAUGUUGCACUAGGAUAAAUAAUGAAUCAGUUGACAAUGUUUAAUGUCAUUAAUCCGUAAACAAAUGUUGGACAUGGAAUCACAUGAUUAUGUUGACCGGAAAUCUGUUCUAUUAAAAAACUUUGUUUAGUUCAUGUACAGGCUGCACCACCUUAAAAAUAUUAAAGCUACCUCAAAUUUGUCUUAUUUGAUAGGCUACACAGUGUGAAACUGAUGCAUUAUGCUGCUGUCAUUGAGAAUAAUUUACAUGCAUUUUAACAUUUGAAAUAAAUUAUAAUAUGUCCGUA
Messenger RNA from Centropristis striata (black sea bass), 1738 nucleotides. RefSeq lists its product as uncharacterized. NCBI's taxonomy places the organism in Eukaryota, Metazoa, Chordata, Actinopteri, Perciformes, Serranidae. Gene Ontology annotation, molecular function: NAD binding; glyoxylate reductase (NADPH) activity; hydroxypyruvate reductase [NAD(P)H] activity. The transcript has 7 exons. The record is from RefSeq and is a predicted model, not a curated record. Gene Ontology annotation, cellular component: cytosol. The coding region runs from base 254 to 1351 and encodes 365 amino acids.